Molecule: messenger RNA, 876 nt
Organism: Perkinsus marinus ATCC 50983
Lineage: Eukaryota; Perkinsozoa; Perkinsida; Perkinsidae
Exons: 4
Coding region: 1-876 (291 amino acids)
Source: RefSeq, a predicted model, not a curated record
AUGUUGGGCGUUACCUUGUAUCCUUGUCUCAAUCUGAACUAUGAUGAUACUGCUCAUGUAUCUCUGUACCCUCCGUGCGAUGGCCGAGCUAACUACGACCUCACCUGGGACACCCACUAUGACUGGGAAAAUUACUUCGAUCAGCUGAUGGAUGCCGGCGUGAAAAACUUCGUCCUUGGUGGGAACUACAUCGUCGAUAGCGAGAUUAGGAGGGGUCCCCCCUUCUUCCCGCCUUGGAGCGAAACCGGAUUCGCAGCACUGAGGAAGCGAGUAGACGCUAAAGGAGGGAAAAUAUACGCCGACCUGGAUCUGUACGAAGACGUCGUUUUCGACAAGGCCCUGUUCGUCAAGAGCAUGAACAACUUCACGAAGCACUUCCCCGUCCAUGGCUUCUUACUGAGCUAUCCUGACUACAGAGGCAACUAUACCGUAAAGGAAGCCUUGGAGACCAUCAAGGAGCUCAACUUUGGCUGCGGAUUUGGACUACAGCCCUAUCUCGUGGAAGAUGUGCCAGAGUUCAACACGAACAAGUUCGUCGACAAGAUCAUCGCAAAAGCGACCGCGGCUGGCGUUAACCCCAACACAGUGCUCCUUCGCAUACCUACAACUGCCAAUUCGUCGCCGGGCAACGAUGCGAGUUACGCUAGCGCGAUACUCGUCUUUCACGGGGAUCCAAAGGGGAAGGGCGCGGUCCCCAUUUCGGGCGGACGUCAACUGUACUUCUUCUCCCAGCCCCGGGCUGUUGAGAAAAUCGAAUACGUCAAGGAGCAUGGUCUCUACGGUCUUAUGCUUGAUCCCAGAUCAAUUGGCGGAGCCGAUCUAAAUGUGUCGGAUAGCCGCUCUCUCUUUUAUGCUAUUACUACUGCUAAUCUUUGA